This is a messenger RNA of Ceratina calcarata, 4812 nucleotides long. RefSeq names its product sorting nexin 27 (gene Snx27). Gene Ontology annotation, biological process: intracellular protein transport; signal transduction; endocytic recycling. Gene Ontology annotation, cellular component: early endosome. The transcript has 7 exons. The record is from RefSeq and is a predicted model, not a curated record. Gene Ontology annotation, molecular function: phosphatidylinositol-3-phosphate binding; protein binding. The coding region runs from base 77 to 1669 and encodes 530 amino acids. NCBI's taxonomy places the organism in Eukaryota, Metazoa, Arthropoda, Insecta, Hymenoptera, Apidae.
CGAGAGUAGAUACAGGGGCGCAGUCUCGCGGUAGAUCCUCUAACGAAAGAAGAUCAAUGGGAGGCCACAGAGUAAGAUGGCGGACUGCGAGUCGGAGGUGCAGCGUUUGCCAGCCGCGAGCGAGGACGUAGCAAAGAACGCGAGCGUGACGAUGAUCACUAACGGACGCGUGCCGCAGCACCCGGUAAACCAGGCGAAUCCGAUCGGGCAGGGACCGAGGUGCGUCACAAUUUACAAAACCGAGACUGGUUUCGGGUUCAAUGUACGCGGUCAGGUCAGCGAGGGUGGACAACUAAGAAGCAUCAACGGGGAACUGUACGCGCCGCUUCAGCAUGUCAGCGCCGUGCUACCCCGGGGUGCUGCCGAGAAAGCCGGCGUGCGAAAAGGCGACCGCAUACUCGAAGUAAAUAACGUGAACGUCGAGGGGGCGACUCACAAGCAGGUGGUGGAUCUGAUCAAGUCUGGCGGCGAUGUGUUGACGUUGACCGUCAUCUCCGUCACGCCGCAGGAAGCUGAGAAACUCGAGCCAUUCGAAGAUCUAAGCUACGCGUCGGUGGACUAUAGCGAGAAGCGAUCGCUGCCCAUUAGCGUGCCGGAUUACCAUGUACGCGAGAGGAAGCACGAGCGCUACGUAGUCUUCAACGUGCACAUGGCAGGCAGACAUUUGUGCUCUCGACGUUAUCGGGAAUUCGCGGCGCUCCAUAUGGCCCUCAAGAAGGAAUUCAUCGGAUUCAACUUCCCGAAGCUACCAGGCAAAUGGCCAUUCCAAUUGAGCGAGCUACAGCUCGACGCUCGGAGACGCGGAUUGGAGCAGUAUUUGGAGAAGGUUUGCGCGGUGCGAGUGAUCGCCGAGAGCGAUAUCAUGCAGGAGUUUCUGGCCGACAGGCUCGAAGAGGACGGGGAUCAAGGGCCGGCCGUCGACUUAAAAGUUCUCCUGCCGGAUCGCGAGGUCGUCACCGUCACGGUCGCCAAAGCCGCGUCCGCCGCUAACGUUUACGACGCUGUCUGCAGCAGAGUCGGCUUAGACGCGGAAACGGCCAAAUACUUUUACCUCUUCGAGAUCGUCGAGUACAAUUUCGAACGGAAAUUACAACCCCACGAGCACCCUCACACGUUGUACGUGCAAAACUAUUCGACUGCCAGCGUAACGUGCCUCGCGGUCCGAAGGUGGCUCUUUCACCUGAACAGACCGCUGAGCGAGCAGGCGUCGACCUGGAUCUUCUGGCAGACGGUGGACGAGGUGAACAGAGGGCACAUCACGGCCGGCGAAAGACUGUACCAAUUGAAAGCGCUGCAGGACGCGUCGAGGAAACACGAGUACCUGAAGCUGGCGAAGGAGUUGAGCGGCUACGGCGACAUCGUGUUCCCGCACUGCGCGUGCGACUCGAGGAAGGAGGGUCACGUCGUUCCUGCUGUCGGUGCAGGUGCGUUCAAGCUGCACGCGGCGAAGGAGGACGGCACUUUGGAGUCUCAGGUCGUCGAGUUCCAAUGGAACACCGUCACGCGGUGGGAGGUCGACGACGAGGGAAUGGCGUUUUGCUUCCAGUACACGCGUCAGGACAACCGGCCACCGCGUUGGCUCAAGCUCUUCACACCUUACUACACGUUUCUGUCGGAUUGCUUCGAUCGAAUAGCCGAGGAAGCGAAGUGGGACGAUCCAGGAGAAUGAGGUAACGCUCCACGUUGAACAUGUGUUUUUGGUGCAUAAUAGCAAAGAUGUAUCGUUUCACUGGUCUUUACUAUAUAGCAAGAACAUUUCGAUUAGGAUUACUUUUUUAAGGCGACUCAAAAAUCGGUAAAAGCACCCUGAUCAUAUCAAACUCUUGCUUCGAUUAGCUCGCGGUGCGUGGCUUCGCGCGGAACCCGUCCGUUCGAACGGCGCAUCGUUACGCUUUUUAUUUUAUUUCGCUUGCUAUCCAGAGGAAGUAGUAAAUGUAUCAGAAAACGCAUCGUUGGGCAACUCUACGUCGACGGCACUCGUGUAUCAUAGAUUAUGAUACUUCAGUUGAAGCGCAGAAAACAAGUAAUCGUAUUACUCUCCGGAUGAGACACUGUCGUCGUAUCAGCAUAGACGAAUCUAGUUGUAUCUUUUGGCCUACCGCUCGUCGCGUACAGAACAUACGCAUCAUUUGAAUCUCGAUUGAAUUAUUAAAUCACACGAGACGUUCCUCUUUACUAGCCUAAAUAGAUACUGCGAACUUUCGUACUUUUCAAUUUGUACUAGUAGACGGACUUAACCAGCAAGUAUUAUCGCUUAAACUUAAGUGAUCGAUUUACUUUACGCUAGUUUACACGCGACACCCUUUUCAUUUACAAACUAUAGCUCGUACCUAUACAUUUACAUGUUCGUAGAAUCGUUGCGACGCUUCCAUCUCCUGCCAUGUCGCUCGCGUAAUGCGUAAUAAAGGGAUGGAGAGAACGAACGUUAGAAUCAUCUUUUCUGAGACUAUAUUUUUCCUAUCGCGGAGGCAGAGAUAUGAAAAAUGAAAACUGAGAUCUGUUCUCUCGUCGAUAGUGUGCAAACGAUGAUCGAACACUCGCGAAACUCGUAGCCGGGUUUAAAACCAUUGUUGAAUUCCAACGCUUCAUUGCCACCUCCACUGAAAUACGAGGUACGUUCACGAACUUAAAUAUCUCGAAGGCGAACGUUAGGAUCCUAAAUGUUACAUGUAAAACGUUGAGAAAGAGACCGGUAGUGCGCCAUAAGGACGGGGAAGAACACACAGAUUAAUACUCAUUGUCAGUGACGUUGUUAAGACGGUGAUAAUAAGAAUGAAACAGUUAUACAUAUGUACCUACGCGAGUAAGAACGUUUAGAGCCGGGAGAUAUCUUGGUCUGAUGUCAAGAAACAGCGAGUCUUUCGGAACUCGUUCGUCGUUACAUCUUCGUUUCCUCGUCUCAUCCGAUUCGGUCACGAGAACUCUGUUCCGAACGAUUCGCUGGUCCAACAAGGAGAGAGAAGCCUCGGCAGAUAAUAAUUAUAAUAAUUAUAGAGAUAGAUGUAUAAUUAUCGUUAAUGUUUUUAAACUUUAUUCGAAAUGAAUCCGUGUGUGAUUUUGAAGCAGGAGUGGCCGGGCGGUUGAGAACGAGUCGGAGUUAACGUUUGGUAGUAGUAUUAAGAACGCGCGAUCGGCGCGCCGUAAGAGCGACGAGUACCUUUUUUUUUAUUUAAAUACAUAUUAUUCGAAUACGCAGUAUUCCGUUGACCGACGAACACGAAAGAUCUCGUCGCUCUCACGCCUCGCCACGCGCCGAUCCGCCACAGAACACCGAACUAUCUAAUUAGGAUUAGAUACACGUUAAAAAGUAUCUGAGAAACAGAUCUGCUUGUAUCCGUUCCACGUAUCGAGCAGUUGAAAACGGAAGACAAAUAUCGUCCUCUCAAUAAUCGUAUACACAUGUAUCCGUGGGAAACGAUGAGACACGCUCUCUGCACGGGGACGAAGGUGGGCCUUCGGUUUCUCAGCUCGAAUCGUAUCUUCGUCAAUACGAUCUAUCAUCGGAACGAUACACCCCCCCAUUUUUCUCCGGAUUCGAACGACACUUCCGUACAAUAUUUUCUACUUUAAGUUUACGGCGAGCAAAAUCGGAACGCACUAAGUAUCGAGCAAGUAUUAUAAAAUGCCAUAGAUAGAUUGUAGCCGAAGGUCGCAUCGAUUGGCAGAAAACCGUUGUAAGAUUCUCAUGUGUCUUUUUGUGAUGUAGGUAUUAUUCCAUUAAUCGAUGAAGUAAUUACAUAAAUAAUUACUAUGCGAAGUCUCUCGGCCGAUUUAGCGUGAUUCAGAGUGAACGCGCGAUAUUUUUUGACGACGUUCUAUCGUCGUCGUGUUAACUAGAUGAUCAAUGGUAAGAUAUUUUCGAAGAGAAAUUAGAGAUACGUAAUUAUGUAUAGUAACAGGAGGAGGGAAUAAGUAUGUACGUCCAAGCCGUGUCGCUCCGAUGCGCCAGUUUUUAAAAUUCUUAAACGAUUUGUCCGCUAAAUUUUAUCGACGUUUGUUACCGCGUACACUUAUUUAUAUCGCAUUCGGACGGUUCAUUUCGUUUAGGCGCAAAAUAUACUUAUUUAUUGCGGGCCAAUAGUAUUUUUGUAUCGGAAGCAAGUUUAUCCGUUUGUUAGUUCACAGCCCUUCCACGCGAUGCGGUUUUUUGGCCGGUUCGGUAAUUUCAUCGAAUCGAUAAUACCGAAAGCAGCGUUCACACAUGUAUGACAUUAUGUAUCUAUAAUAUAUACAAGACCAAUAAUUGAGAUAGAGAAUGAAUCAUUCGUCGUAAUGUGAAACAAGCUAUUACAGUAAAUGCUAUUUCACACUAUAACUUCUUUCACACUGAAACCAUUAAUUUGGAAGUUAGGAAUGUGUAAUGAAAAUUGAAAAAUAUUUGGACGCUGCUUUCGGUUAUUAUCGAUUCGGUGAAAUUACCGAAUCGAUCAAAAAACCGCAUCGUGUGAAAGGACUGUAAGAGAAACGAGUACAGCGUGUAUAAUUAUUGAUUACUUCAUGUCGUGAGCACGUUAAAAAAAACCUGUCGAAUUGGAUGACGAAUUAUAGCUAGUUUAAUUUAAUUAUCGUUACGGUAAGAUCAUAUCAUUACGAUUAACUCCUUAGGCGUUAAUUAAACUAUUGUCUAUAAUCGUAGCCUGUAAUGAGAAAUGCUCCAAUUGAAACGUCGUUAUCGUUGCCGUGUAAUAUCAGUUGGAAUUUUAUUGUAAAACUGAUAUUUCGGAUUAGCGUUUGGCAUUAUUCGAUUUGUUUUACGAGUCAUCUUAUUAAGAAUCGGGGGAAAAUAAAACAAACUGCAGAGAACACAAUAAA